CCCCUCUGGCGCUGCCCAUGCUAAAAUAGACUUUUGGCCACUACAGGCCUCUAUAUCAUUCUCUAUGCACCUGACCAAUCAGAAUCGAGCCGACGACAACAUUGAAUUUCGCUUUCAGCCAACUGGGACGGGAAAUCCGCGUGACGCAACAAGCUGUCAGCUGUUCUUGUUUUGCUUCGGUUUUUUCCCUUCUUCUUUCUCCAGAGUGUCUGAUCUCUUCUGUACUAAACAAGAACAUUUAUGGAACUCAGAGUUGGAUUCUAAAAACACCGGAUAUAAGGAGUUCAAAACACUCAGGCCUAUGAUUAGAUCGGUUUAUUGUUAAAAAGGCGAUCGAGAUUUCUUCUCAGCUGGAUCCUCAAUCCGACGCUAUCGUGCCAAGAGGCAAAGCCGAUCCCAGGCCUCCGAUCCAGGGCGGAGGGAGGGAAAGAGGUCGCUGGGAAUCGGGAUGGAGACGGGAGAGGGAGCUGACGGUCCUAGCGGACCGGGUGAACCGGGAGCCGGGCCGGGGACGGAGCUGACGGGGCUUGGCUGCGCCUCUUUCAACCAAGACUCCACGUCAUUGGCAGUGGGAACCAAGACAGGCUAUAAGCUGUUCACUGUGACCUCAGUGGACAAACUGGACUGCAUCUACGAGAGCGAGACCCCAGACGUGUACAUCGUGGAGCGGUUGUUCUCCAGCAGUCUGGUGGUGGUGGUCAGUCUCUCCAUCCCCAGACGGAUGAACGUCUACCACUUCAAGAAGGGAACGGAGAUCUGCAACUACAGCUACAGUAACAACAUCCUCUCUGUCAGACUCAACAGACAGAGGCUGGUGGUGUGUCUGGAGGAGUCAGUGUACAUCCACAACAUCAAAGACAUGAAGCUGCUGAAGACCCUUCUCAACACGCCCUCCAACCCCUCAGGUCUGUGUGCUCUGUCCAUCAACCAUUCCAACUCAUACCUGGUCUACCCAGGCAGCUCCACCAUCGGAGAGAUCAUAGUUUACGAUGCCAACAACCUGAGCACUCUCACAAUGAUCCCGGCCCAUGACAGUCCCCUGGCUGCUCUCACCUUUAACUCGUCAGGCACCAAGCUGGCCAGCGCCUCAGAGAGGGGUACUGUAAUCCGUGUAUUCUCCAUCCCAGAGGGACAGCGGCUGUUUGAGUUCCGCAGAGGGAUGAAGAGGUACGUCAAUAUCAGUUCCCUGUCCUUCAGUCCUGACGCCCAGUUCCUCUGUGCCUCCAGCAACACUGAGACCGUACACAUCUUCAAACUGGAACAGCACGGACCCAGUGGAGAGGAGGAGUGUCCUACCUGGGGAUCCUACGUAGGGAAGAUGUUCUCUGCAGCCAGCAGCUACCUCCCAGCCCAGGUGUCUGGCGUGAUGAGUCAGGAAAGAGCCUUCGCCACUGUACGCCUCCUAGUGGCCGGGCAGAGGAACGUCUGUACCCUCGCCACGAUCCAGAAGCUUCCUCGUCUGCUGGUGGCCUCCUCCGACGGACAGCUGUUCAUCUAUAACGUCGACCCCCAGGAUGGAGGAGAGUGCUUUCUGUCUCAGAAACACAGAUUGUUUGGUGAGGAUGAGGACAAGGAGGAAGGGGUGGAGUCAGAAGGGUCAGAGGUCACGGUGCCCGUCCAGGCAUGUCCAUCAUACGCCGCCACUGUUGCCAUACCAGCCACCGGUCCAGUCACUACCACACUCACAGGUUACUCUGAGGAUGGUGGGGCUAAGAAGGGCGAGGUGAUCCCAGAACAUGAGUUUGCUGCUGGUCCCGUCUGUCUGGAUGAUGAGAAUGAGUUUCCUCCAGUGAGCAACCAGCAACUCUCCUAGCCUGGUCCUAUACAGAGACAGUAGUCAUGCUAACUCUCCUAGCCUGGUCCUAUACAGAGACAGUAGUCAUGCUAACUCUCCUAGCCUGGUCCUAUACAGAAACAGUAGUCAUGCUAACUCUCCUAGCCUGGUCCUAUACAGAAACAGUAGUCAUGCUAACUCUCCUAGCCUGGUCCUAUACAGAGACAGUAGUCAUGCUAACUCUCCUAGCCUGGUCCUAUACAGAGACAGUAGUCAUGCUAACUCUCCUAGCCUGGUCCUAUACAGAGACAGUAGUCAUGCUAACUCUCCUAGCCUGGUCCUAUACAGAGACAGUAGUCAUGCUAACUCUCCUAGCCUGGUCCUAUACAGAGACAGUAGUCAUGCUAACUCUCCUAGCCUGGUCCUAUACAGAGACAGUAGUCAUGCUAACUCUCCUAGCCUGGUCCUAUACAGAGACAGUAGUCAUGCUAACUCUCCUAGCCUGGUCCUAUACAGAGACAGUAGUCAUGCUAACUCUCCUAGCCUGGUCCUAUACAGAGACAGUAGUCAUGCUAACUCUCCUAGCCUGGUCCUAUACAGAGACAGUAGUCAUGCUAACUCUCCUAGCCUGGUCCUAUACAGAGACAGUAGUCAUGCUAACUCUCCUAGCCUGGUCCUAUACAGAGACAGUAGUCAUGCUAACUCUCCUAGCCUGGUCCUAUACAGAGACAGUAGUCAUGCUAACUCUCCUAGCCUGGUCCUAUACAGAGACAGUAGUCAUGCUAACUCUCCUAGCCUGGUCCUAUACAGAGACAGUAGUCAUGCUAACUCUCCUAGCCUGGUCCUAUACAGAAACAGUAGUCAUGCUAACUCUCCUAGCCUGGUCCUAUACAGAAACAGUAGUCAUGCUAACUCUCCUAGCCUGGUCCUAUACAGAGACAGUAGUCAUGCUAACUCUCCUAGCCUGGUCCUAUACAGAGACAGUAGUCAUGCUAACUCUCCUAGCCUGGUCCUAUACAGAGACAGUAGUCAUGCUAACUCUCCUAGCCUGGUCCUAUACAGAAACAGUAGUCAUGCUAACUCUCCUAGCCUGGUCCUAUACAGAAACAGUAGUCAUGCUAACUCUCCUAGCCUGGUCCUAUACAGAAACAGUAGCCCGGCUAGCUAGCCAGAGACUGAGAGAAGCAGAGUUUGGCCAAAGCGAGACAUUUCAACCUGGAAAAACAUUAGACAAAGUGAAAGGGUGCAUCUCUACCCUAGUGCCUUCAGAAACUACAGGACAGCUCCUCGAUCUGGUGAGCAGCAGUAGUGCUUCUGGGAUACUGAGUCUGGAAGGCCAUCAGUAGGAUCAGAGGAGCACAUGUAAAGAGUUGACCCUACUGUCUUUAUAUUCCACUCAGGUGCUAGCCAGGUUCCAUUUAGAAACAUAGGAACUCUAGUACUAGCCUAGUCCUCUUCCUUAACCCCUACCCUACUACAAACUAGUCUCCUUCCUUAACACCUACCCUACUACAAACUAGUCUCCUUCCCUACCCCCUACUCUCCUACAAACUAGUUCCCUUCCCUGCCCCUUAUAACAUUGGCCCAGUUAGCAAGGCCUCCACACUAACUCCUACAAAACAUUGGGUUUAAAUCCUACAGUAUACACCGAGUGAACAAAACAUUAGGAACAUCUUCCUAAUAUUGAAUUUAACCAGGUCUCCUCCCCUUCAUCUACACUGAUUUGAAGUGGAUUUAACAAGUGACAUCAAUAAGGGAUCAUAGUUUUCACCUGGUCAGUCUGUGUCGUGGAAAGAGCAGGUGUUCCUAAUGUUUUGUACAGUCAGUAUAUAUAUAUACAGUAGGUUUUAUAAGAAGAGUUGUUUUAAUGCUGGACGGUUGCAAUGCGUUUCACUCUGUGAAUACCGGAAAUUACUUUAAUACAUAAUUUCUCUCUUUAAUACGUAUUUUAUAAGUGUUACCUUCUUAACAUGACUCAAAUGGGGGCGGCAGGGUAGCCUAGUGGUUAGAGCGUUGGACUAGUAACCGAAAGGUUGCAAGUUCAAAUCCCUGAGCUGACAAGGUACAAAUCUGUCGUUCUGCCCCUGAACAGGCAGUUAACCCACUAGGCCGUCAUUGAAAAUAAGAAUUUGUUCUUAACUGACUUGCCUAGUAAAAUAAAGGUAAAAUAAAAAAA
This is a messenger RNA of Oncorhynchus keta (chum salmon), 3950 nucleotides long. It is a transcript of the gene wipi1, whose product is annotated as WD repeat domain, phosphoinositide interacting 1. Gene Ontology annotation, molecular function: protein binding; phosphatidylinositol-3,5-bisphosphate binding; phosphatidylinositol-3-phosphate binding. Gene Ontology annotation, cellular component: cytosol; phagophore assembly site membrane; extrinsic component of membrane. Lineage: Eukaryota; Metazoa; Chordata; Actinopteri; Salmoniformes; Salmonidae. The record is from RefSeq and is a predicted model, not a curated record. Gene Ontology annotation, biological process: protein localization to phagophore assembly site; protein lipidation; nucleophagy. The coding region runs from base 449 to 1813 and encodes 454 amino acids. The transcript has 13 exons.